AUGACGGACGCGUUUCGACGCGACGUGAACGGCAACGGCGACGACAUUACAACGACGAUGACAUACGUAUUCAAGCGAGGUCCUGACGCGUCGUAUAGUCGCAAGGAACGCGUUCAGUUUGAUAAGAUCACUGCGCGAAUCAGCAAGCUCUGCUACGGUCUCGACCUGAACUUUGUGGACCCAAUCGAGGUUGCCCAGAAAGUCGUCGUCGGCGUGUACCAGGGUGUCACCACCGUUGAACUUGAUAACCUUGCCGCCGAGACUGCCGCCUACCUUACAACCAAACACCCCGACUAUGCUGUCCUUGCCGCCCGUAUCGCUGUCUCCAACCUUCACAAGGAAACCAAGAAGAGCUUCUCUCAAGUGAUGAAAGACCUUUAUGAAUAUGUUAACCCAAAGAAUGGAAAGCCUGCAGGAAUGAUUUCGAAAGAGACCUGGGAGGUUAUUCGCGACAAUGCUGACACCCUCGAUUCUGCUAUCAUCUACAAUCGCGAUUUCAACUACAAUUACUUCGGCUUCAAAACCCUUGAACGCUCAUACCUUCUCCGACUCAACGGACGUGUUGCAGAACGACCCCAACAUAUGAUCAUGCGUGUUGCUGUUGGCAUCCACGGCCGCGACAUUGACCGAGUUCUCGAAACCUACAACCUCAUGUCGGAGCGGUAUUUCACGCACGCCUCACCAACGCUCUUCAACGCGGGCACUCCCCACCCACAGUUGAGCUCCUGCUUCCUUGUCUGCAUGAAGGACGACUCGAUCGAAGGCAUCUACGACACCCUUAAGAACUGCGCAAUGAUCAGUAAAACCGCUGGUGGUAUCGGUCUAAACAUUCACUGCAUUCGCGCAACUGGAUCCUAUAUCGCUGGAACCAAUGGCUACUCCAACGGAAUUGUGCCCAUGCUCCGCGCUUACGAUGCCACUGCCCGCUACGUGGAUCAGGGUGGAAACAAGCGGCCUGGAGCUUUCGCUAUCUACAUCGAGCCCUGGCACGCGGAUGUAUUCGAAUUCUUGGAUUUGCGCAAGAACCACGGCAAGGAAGAAGUCCGUGCUCGUGACCUUUUCUAUGCCCUCUGGAUUCCAGACCUCUUUAUGAAGAGAGUUGAAGCCGACGGCGAAUGGUCUCUCUUCUGCCCCAAUGAAGCGCCCGGCCUGCAUGAUGUCCACAGUGCUGAAUUCGAAGAGCUUUAUGAACGAUACGAGAAAGAGGGCCGCGCACGCAAGACUAUUCGCGCCCAAAAGCUCUGGUACGCUAUCCUCGAGGCCCAGAUCGAGACCGGUGGACCGUUCAUGGUAUACAAGGAUCACGCCAAUGCCAAAUCUAACCAAAAGAAUUUGGGCACCAUUAAGUCUUCCAAUCUUUGCACCGAGAUCAUCGAAUAUUCUUCUCCCGACGAAACAGCCGUCUGCAACCUUGCGUCCCUAGCCCUCCCUACCUUCAUCAAGGACGGUGUCUACGACUUCAAGAAGCUUCACGAAGUCACCAAGGUUGUGACCUACAACCUCAACCGGAUCAUCGACGUCAACUACUACCCCAUUCCUGAAGCCCGUCGAUCGAACAUGCGCCACAGGCCUAUCGGUAUCGGCGUGCAAGGUCUCGCCGAUGCGUUCAUGGCCCUCCGCAUGCCUUUUGACUCCCAGGCUGCCAAGGAACUCAAUCUCCAAAUCUUCGAGACCAUUUAUCACGCUGCCCUCGAGGCCAGCUCCGAGAUUGCAGCCCGAGACGGACCUUAUGAGACCUGGGAAGGCAGCCCCGCCUCUCAAGGCCAGCUUCAGUAUGACCUUUGGGGCGUGAAGCCCUCCGAUCUUUGGGACUGGGCAUCUCUGAAGGCACAGAUCGCAAAGACUGGCCUCAGGAACUCGCUCUUACUUGCCCCGAUGCCCACUGCUUCCACCAGUCAAAUCCUCGGUUUCAACGAAUGCUUCGAGCCAUAUACUAGCAACAUUUACACUCGUCGUGUUUUGGCUGGAGAGUUCCAGGUUGUCUGCCCAUGGCUUCUCCGCGAACUCGUCGACCUCGGUCUCUGGGAUGACAACAUGAAGAAUUUGAUUAUCGCACACAACGGCUCUGUCCAAAACAUCCCUAACAUUCCAGCGGAUGUCAAGGCCAUCUACAAGACCGUCUGGGAAAUCAGUCAGAAGAAGGUCAUUGACCUCGCUGCCGAUCGCGGUGCCUUCAUUUGCCAGAGCCAGUCCCUCAACGUUCACCUCUCUGCUCCCACCAUGGGUCAACUAACCAGCAUGCACUUCUACGGUUGGAAGAAGGGCUUGAAGACCGGAAUGUACUACCUGCGUACUCGACCGGCGGCACAGGCUAUUCAAUUCACCGUCGACCAGAGCUUGCUCAAGGCCGCCAAGGAGCAGACGCAGAAGGCUGCCCCCGCUGCAUCCGUCCCUGCGAGCCCCGCCAGGCAAGCUCCUGCUUCUCGCCCCACUGGCAUUCCUUCCCCGGCCGCUACCCCUCAAGCAUCCCCGCUUCCUCCUUCCGCCCCUGUUGCAUCGUCCUCUUCGGUUGAGGCGGCUACCACUGCCGUCUCCAAUCUCUCCUUGGACGAGAAGACCAAGGCUGCCGCGGAGGCUGACCCCGAGUUCGCUGCUGCCCUCGAACGUCAGCGCCAGCGCGAGCUCGAGGAAGCCAAGCUCCAGUGUUCGCUUGAGAACAAGGACGCCUGCGUCAUGUGCUCUGGUUAA
Molecule: messenger RNA, 2688 nt
Organism: Coprinopsis cinerea okayama7#130
Lineage: Eukaryota; Fungi; Basidiomycota; Agaricomycetes; Agaricales; Psathyrellaceae
Exons: 12
Coding region: 1-2688 (895 amino acids)
Biological process (GO): DNA replication; deoxyribonucleotide biosynthetic process
Cellular component (GO): ribonucleoside-diphosphate reductase complex
Molecular function (GO): ATP binding; ribonucleoside-diphosphate reductase activity, thioredoxin disulfide as acceptor
Source: RefSeq, a predicted model, not a curated record